This is a messenger RNA of Fraxinus pennsylvanica, 849 nucleotides long. The record is from the annotation of a GenBank genome assembly. NCBI's taxonomy places the organism in Eukaryota, Viridiplantae, Streptophyta, Magnoliopsida, Lamiales, Oleaceae.
AUGGCAAUCGAAUUCUUGAUUCCCUUCAUUUUUCAGAUUUGGUCCGUCGUUCUCUCAUGGCUCAACCCUCCUUAUCUGUACAUUAUUAUAAACUGCAUCAUCAUCGCCAUCGCCGCCUUGUCACGCUUCCACAAAAUUACAUCCUCUCCUUCGCCGGAAUUUGAGUCCUUUCCAGUUCAUUCGGAAAUAACAGCUGUCUCCGAACCUCCACCACUGGUGUAUGAGGGUGAUGAUAAGAUCGUGGAGGUGAAGCCUGUGCUUUUAAAUGGGAAAAAAGUUGAAGAACAAGAAACUGAUGCUGAUGCUGAUGCUGAUAUUGAUAUUGAACCUGAAGAUGAAGAAGAUAUCUCCAUUUCUACGUACACUCCGCCGCAGAAGAGGAUUCCCCCAGAGUUUCGUCCAGAUUUUCUACUCCCGGCGACACUUGGUCACUGGAAACCUCUCAGAGCCAAUCGUAAAGGUUUGAGGACACCAAGGGUGACAAGACCAAAGAGACGACAGACGUUAGAGAGUACAUGGAAAAUGAUAACAGAUGGACGUAACGUGCAACCCACAAAGCACCUUGAGAAGUCCGACACAUGGGAGCAUCGAGGCCAUCAUAGAGCCAUGAAUUCCCCAUAUCACAUGUCAAAAUCGAAGACCUUCGAGGAUGGUACGAACAGUGAAUCGCAACUAGAAGCUCCAACGAACUUAUCUUUGAGUACCCGGAUAUCGAAACAAUUGUCGCCAGGUCAAGAAGAGUUGAAUCGUCGGGCGGAGGCAUUCAUCAAGAAAGUCAAUGAGGAAAUGAGAUUGCAAAGGCAAGAGUCGCUUGAUAAUUACAUGGAGAUGAUUAACCGUGGAACUUAG